AUGGCGGUGCUCACCUUCCAGGGCGAAGGCAUUGAACGGAUCUCUGAGGAGCGGUCUGAUGGCGGGGGUCGUUUGAUGGCGGAGAUCUCCUUCGUACGGCAGCAGCAGCUUGGCAGUGUGGCUCCGCGGGAUAUCACCUUCCACAAGUGGCUUUGUUCUACUCGAUGGCUUCAGCAGCAUUGGGGCUUUUCACAGCCACGUGUUCACAUCUACAUGUCUCGGACCUUCCCGGUGAUCCUCCUCUUUCUUCUCUCCGCUGGUGGAUAUGUCUACGUGAGCUCCGGAUGGGGCACGCUGGCGUGCUUCUGUGCGGGGGCUUUCUUGAACCUGCUCUCCGCAUGGAUUGGCGUGCGCACCGCUGUGCAGGGUACUUGUCGGUUGGCCACCGUGAUGGGGGAGAAUCUCUCUCGCUCGGUGCAGAUUGGAAUGUACACCGGAUCCAUCGGUGGCUUGCUGUCAACCUCCUUAGCUUUGGGAGGCAUGGCGGGCAUGUGGUUUUGGGCCUUAGACACCUCCCUGCUGUCGGGCUUUGGGUCCGGCGCAUGCUUGGUUUCCUUCUACCUCCGUGUGGGUGGAGGUAUUUUCUCCAAGGGUGCUGAGCUAGGUGGCGAUUUGGUGGGUGAGAUGAAUGAAUCAAAGGUGGACGAGGAGCGCCGGGUCUUCGAACUUCAGCAGCGGAUGGAGAGCAUGAAGAGAGCGCGCAAGGAACGCUUACAAAAAGGCUUGGAGGAUGACGAAGAAAACGCUUUGGAUGAGUUGCGGAUGCUGGAAGAAGAGAUGCACGACAUGUGCGCGGUCAUUUGUGACUUGACCGGCACCUGUGUGGACCUUUUCGUGGCUCGGCCCGUGAAAAAGGGCGAGCGGCGCGUGUGGAAUGAGUCCAUGGCCUUGAUUUUGAGCAGCUCCGCGAUGAUCGGCGCGAAGACCAGCAGCGUGCCGCACUUUCUGACCGGGCUCCCCUUUUGGAUUGUGGCUUCGGGCAACAUAGGAUGUUCACUGGCUGCCUGCAAGAUCCAUUGCACAGAGCGAUACAGUGCUCGAGCUAUCCGCUGGUCCUUGCGCCUGAGCCUGCUGGCGGUGAUCUUCUUCGUGCAGUUCGUUCAGAUUGGAGUCGGCUUUUUGGAAUGGGUGCACGGCAGCAUCACCUUCACCAUGUUUUGGCACUUUGUGGUGAUCUCUUUAGUCGGCCAGCUCUUGCCGGAGUUCUGCGUGAUCACCGGGGAGUACUUCACGUCACCCGACUAUUGGCCCAUUCGUUCGUUGGCCACCAACUCCACGAACGGCGUGGUGCAGGUGAUUCUGCAGGGCUUGGGCCAGGGCUUCUUAUCAACAGCCACACCAGCCAUACUCAUGGUCCUUGCGGUCAUCAUCACCUGGGGUUUGCAGGGGCACUAUGGCUUGGCCUUGUUGGCCUCGUCAUCAGUCAGCGGCACGGGAUUUCAGGGUAGCAUAGCAUCCUUCGGAGCUAUUGCCACCAAUGCACACAAACAAGUACACCUCACCACCUAUGAUUCUCUCAGCCGAAACCGUGGCUCGACGACUGAGAGAUUGGGACGAGAGACUGGAAGGAUGGGUCUUCCAUUGUUGACUCUUCGUGAUGGGAUUUCGCCUUCAAUAAGAGGAUGGUUUGACAUCUCCAGGUCUUGGGGGUUUGUCAUGUUUUGA
Molecule: messenger RNA, 1665 nt
Organism: Durusdinium trenchii
Lineage: Eukaryota; Dinophyceae; Suessiales; Symbiodiniaceae
Source: the annotation of a GenBank genome assembly